Messenger RNA from Parnassius mnemosyne (clouded apollo), 831 nucleotides. The record is from the annotation of a GenBank genome assembly. NCBI's taxonomy places the organism in Eukaryota, Metazoa, Arthropoda, Insecta, Lepidoptera, Papilionidae.
AUGGAAGAAAAGUUAAAUGAAAUGGAACAAGCUGGUAUCAUCACAAGGACAUCAACGCCUUACAGUAGUCCAUUGACAUUCACUCUUAAAAAAGACGGCUCAAUUAGAGUUCUGCUUGAUGCCAGAAGCAUAAAUAAGAAAAUGGUUGCAGAAACAGAGAAACCACCUAUACAAUUAGAUGUUUUGAAUUCAUUUCACGGAGCGAAUUAUAUCACUACCAUUGACUUAAAUACUGCAUAUUUUCAAAUUCCGAUAAAUAAAGAUGGUAGAAAAUAUACUGGAUUCACAUUCAAUGGAAAGUCAUAUGUAUAUAAUGUUUUGCCGCAAGGAUUAAAAACAUCAGUAGGAAGCUUUAGCAGAGCCAUGAAUUUAAUAUUAGGACCAGAAGUCCAAGAAUUUUGUGUGAACUAUUUAGAUGAUCUAGCCAUUAUUACAACAGGAACGUUAGAUAAACAUUUGGAGCACAUUGAUAUUGUUUUAAGUAAAUUGAACAAAGCUGGCUUAACGUGUAACUUGCAGAAAUGUGAAUUUAUUUGUAAAGAAAUUAAAAUGCUGGGUUUUAUAAUUUCAACAGAAGGCAUAAAGACAGAUCCCGAUAAGAUUCGAGCGAUCCAAGAGUUUCCAGCACCUAAAAAGAUUAAACAAUUAAGGGCUAUUUUAGGUCUAUGCAAUUUUUAUAGAAGGUUUAUACCAAAUUACAGCGAGAGCAUAAUACCGCUCUGUGAAUUACUUAAAAAGGGACGAAAGUUCCAAUGGAACGGUAAAGAACAGAAGGCAUUUGAUUUUAUAAAACAACAAUUUAUUAAUACAAUUGCAUCAUCCAGACUUUAA